AUACUUUUCUCCUUACUUUUUUCUUUUUUAUUUAUUUAUUUUAACUUCUUUUUAUCUUUGACAUCAUGUCAUUAAAAGAAGAAUCAUCGAACAACAACAAUUUUGGUAUGUCCAAGCCUACGAACGAAAACGAAGCGAAUCGAUUGGCACUGAUUGAUGAUCUCAAGUUAUUCUUAGCUACAGCUGCUGAUAGUUGGGAUAAAACUAGUUCUCCAUUGAAACGAUUUCAUUUACCUACUGGUGAAUCUAUCUCAUGUGUCCUUUGGAAUGAUCUUUAUUUUGUGACGGGUACUGAUAUCGUACGAUCCCUGACUUUCCGGUUCCAUGCCUUUGGUCGUCCAAUCACUAACGCUAAGAAAUUUGAAGAAGGUAUAUUUAGUGAUCUUCGUAAUCUCAAACCUGGUAUUGAUGCGCGUUUAGAAGAACCUAAAUCUGAUCUAUUGGAUAUGCUUUACAAGAACAACUGUAUUCGGACUCAGAAGAAGCAAAAAGUAUUUUUUUGGUAUUCAGUCCCUCAUGAUCGACUCUUUUUGGAUGCCUUGGAACGUGAUCUUAAACGUGAAAAAAUGGGAUUAGAACCUACAACAACUGCUAUUGCUGAACCUGCUACUUCUACUUCUUUGGAUACAACUCAAGAAUUAUUUGAUCAACUACGUAAAUCCAUGUCUAUCUCUGCUGCUGCUACUGCUCAUGCUUUGGAAGAAGAUUCUACUUGUAUUGAUACUAUUAAGUCACCAAAAUCGAGUUCAUCUAUGGAACAACAACAUUUGAUUCCUUCUCCAACUAAAACAACGACUUCAACGACUCGUCUUAACCUUGCUGAGCGUGUACAAGCACGUCGAUCUCGUGUCAAUUCUGUUCCUGCCGACUUUGGACAAGAUCAAGAUCAUCUCAAGCAGGUAUUACUUCAACAACAGAAACAUCACCAUCAGCAUUAUAGAAUGAGUCAUGGUUCUUAUUUUGCCACUUCUCCACGCAUAUCUGCAUCUUCUUCUCGACCAUCAUCACGCCAACGCAUGAAUAGUACUUCGACAUUAUCUAAUCAUCAUGAUGAUGGUUUAUUGAAUUUUGAUGAUCUUGGUUCUGAACGAUCUUCAUCUUCUUCUCAAGAUACUUUGGUAGAUGGAGUUUAUCAAUUGGAUAUUGCGAAUCAACGAAGAGCACAUCAUCAAUCUCAUUUGAAUUCUCAUCAUCAUCAUCAUCAUCAUCAUCAUCAUCAUUCUUCUCAUCAAAAGAGUCAUGCAAAUCAACAUCAUCAUCAACGUUCAUCUACUGGUGGUGUACUUCCUUCAAAAUCAUUGGAUUCUAACACUUUGAAGAAAACAAAGACGAUUUUUGGUGCAUUGUCAUUAUUUGAUGGAUCUCCUACUUAUAAGCAAAGAAGACGUCGUGCAGCAUCUGUUUCCUCAUCUGUUAACCAACAACAACAACAACAACAAGUGAUCGUUGGAGGCGGAGGACCUGACCGGAUACGCCGUCACACCAAUUGCCAUCUACGUACAUCAUCUACAGCCUCUGUGCAUAGCAACAACAACAACAACAACAACAACAACAACAACAACAACAAUAGCAAUGUCAGCGGCAGCAGCAGCAUAAGCAGCAUCAACAGUAAUGCAGUGCAGCAAACCACGAGUAGAUUGGCAAUGGCAGCAAUGGCAGCUGGUUUUGACGGAAAUCAUCAAAACAACCAUACACAACAAAAUCAGUCAUUGCAACCACUACAUCAUUCUAUUCAACAAGUUCGACAUGAAAUGUAUGUUCAAGAAAGUCCUGAUGCUUCCGAUCUUAUGACGUCAACUUGGUCUGCUAUGAUGGAUCCUUCUUUCCGAGGAAUGAAUGAUGACAACUCACUUACUUCGACCUCUUCUCAUCCAUUCGAAUCAACUCAUCGACCAGCUCAUCAUAUGUGUAAUUAUUGUGGCAAAUCCUUUCAAUGUAUCGAUGCUUUGAAUGAACAUCAUUACAAUCAACAUGAUAUUACGAAAGAAGAAGAGGAUGGAAAGGAUGAUUCAUGUUAUUAUCAACAAUUAUCUUCUAUUCAUGGUGAUAUAUUAUCCAAUAUCAAUGAUUCAAAAGUGACAAGUCACGAUUAUCCUAUGUUUCAACAACAACAACAUUAUGGUCAAACGGAAUUUUUUGGCGAUCGACUCUCCUCCUCUUCCUCCUCCUCCUCAUCAUCAUUAUCAUCUGUGAACAAACUUAAUUUUGAUGUGGAUCGAUCUGGUAUGCUUAGUCCUAUGGAAGAUAUGGAUUUGGAAAUGAAGGAUGUGUUAUAUAAUCAACAACAACAACAACAACAACAAUAUCAAGCACCUUAUGCAUCGCCAGGACAAUCGGAUCAUGGACUUACACCUAUUGUGACAGGGAAUAACAAUCUAUCAACCAUGUUAUCUUAUUCGGGUUUAUCUCCAGAAGAUGAAAUCUCCAGUACAUCAUCAUCAUCAUCACCAGGUUCCAUUCUUCAAUAUCAAGGUUAUUAUGAUAUGUUAAGUCAUCCUUUAUCUCAACCUUCUUCUUCUCAACAAAAUACUUCUAUGUUACUUUCACCAUUCAAGCCAAAUGUGUACCCGGGACAACCAAUUUAUUCUGUACAUCAACAUCAACAACAGCAACAACAAAUGGCUUUGAUGAAUGAUGAUAUUCAAUCUUCAUUCUCUUAUCAUCCAACAAUGACUACUUCGGGCCCAUUCUCAUUUUAUACCAAUACUUAUCAAGAUUACACUCCUUUACCAACACAUGAUAUGACCAUGGUUUUCAAUUGAACAAAACUUCGACUUUCCUUUAUCCUUUUUGUUUGUUUGUUUGUUUUUUAUUUAUUUAUUUAUUAUUUAUACUUAUGCAUCCAAUCUUUUUUUCUUUUUUUGUAUAUGAUUUUAUUUUUUUUUGGCGCAAUAUUCUUUUCCCUCCCCCCCAUUUUAAGCUAGUCCUUUUAUACAUUUUUAUUUGUUUGGUCCUUUCCCCAUACUUUUUGAACCUAUUGUUUUCCUUCCCCCCCUUUUUUUAAAAAAAACUAACUUAUGUGUCU
Molecule: messenger RNA, 3025 nt
Organism: Halteromyces radiatus
Lineage: Eukaryota; Fungi; Mucoromycota; Mucoromycetes; Mucorales; Cunninghamellaceae
Product: STE like transcription factor-domain-containing protein
Exons: 2
Coding region: 66-2762 (898 amino acids)
Biological process (GO): regulation of DNA-templated transcription; sexual reproduction
Cellular component (GO): nucleus; Tec1p-Ste12p-Dig1p complex; Ste12p-Dig1p-Dig2p complex
Molecular function (GO): DNA-binding transcription factor activity
Source: RefSeq, a predicted model, not a curated record